AUGUCAAACGGAAGAGUGACGAAGAGACCAGUAAACAGUCUUAUACCACUAGAAUUACUGGAUUCGGAUCCCGCCCACGAACACCUACCUACCCAAGAAAACCCACCCACACCCACCGAACUUCCAAGCGAACCCUCACCGGAAACCUCAGGGCGCCCCAAGCGAAAUCCCUCUAAACAGUACCCGUACAGCCCCGAAGAAAUGGCGAACGAUCCACACGAAUUCAUCGACAAUUUCAUGAACACCUUCAACGAACGAAGUACGAUGUUCGAAGAAUCGGAGCUCCAGCGAAGACUAGAUGUCGUAUAUGCCGAGAUAACGAAGCUUAUUCAACAACGUCACAGAAUCGAAGAGUCAUUCUCACAACUCAAGGAAAAGGCCAGCGUAUUCGACCCAGAUCCAGCAAGAGCGAAACCGCUCUACGACUUAAAAACGAACUUAUCGCGGCUAUUGAACACAUGA
Molecule: messenger RNA, 462 nt
Organism: Cylicocyclus nassatus
Lineage: Eukaryota; Metazoa; Nematoda; Chromadorea; Rhabditida; Strongylidae
Source: the annotation of a GenBank genome assembly